Molecule: messenger RNA, 2517 nt
Organism: Seriola aureovittata
Lineage: Eukaryota; Metazoa; Chordata; Actinopteri; Carangiformes; Carangidae
Gene: atf4a
Product: activating transcription factor 4a
Exons: 4
Coding region: 296-1684 (462 amino acids)
Biological process (GO): regulation of transcription by RNA polymerase II
Cellular component (GO): nucleus; ATF1-ATF4 transcription factor complex; ATF4-CREB1 transcription factor complex
Molecular function (GO): RNA polymerase II transcription regulatory region sequence-specific DNA binding; DNA-binding transcription activator activity, RNA polymerase II-specific
Source: RefSeq, a predicted model, not a curated record
CCGCUCGUUCUUCGUUUCCACAACAGAUCAAGUGACUAUCAGCUCUCAGUAGUAGCUAUCACGCGCUAAAAUGGCAUUGUGAAGGCGUGCGGCGGCUAUCCUUGCAGUGGCAACAACCUGGCAGUGCAACGGCUAAGUGCACUGGCUAUUUCUGGCAAAAUGGCGUCUCUCUCGGCAACCACCCUCAGCUUUGCUGCCGUCGACAGCAGUACCGAACCCCUCGACUUGCUAACGUCAUCGGACUCGCCUUUGUUUUUAUUCACCCGUUCACGGCUACCACUGACCAGCAGCAGCCAUGACACUUUCCCAGCUGGCCUUGGGGGACGUGGAGGCCCUGUACUUAGGGCCCUCGUUUCUGAUGGCUGACCCCAUGGGGCCCCUUCUGGACCAAGAUGAAGAAGAAGCUCUUUCUCCCUCCUCCUCUCUAGAGGGGAAGGCGCCAGCUUCGCCCCCCCUCUCUUUAUCUUCCUACGUAUCCUCCCUGUCUCCCUUUCAGACCUUGUCAUCCUCCCCACUCUCUUCUGCUUCCCCACCUCCCUCUCCUCCUCCCACACAUCCCUCCUUGUUUCUGGGAACCAAGGCUGGAGCGGACUCGCUGUCCCUCCCCUGGCUGGGUGCCAGCGAUUUGCUCCAUGCCCACAUUGGAGCAGAUGAUGGCAAAGCAGGUGAUGCCUUCACAGGCAUGGAUUGGAUGUCAGAGAAAAUUGACCUGAGUGAAUUUGACUUGGAUUCCCUCAUUGGCUCCUGCUCAUCUGAAGAUUCUCCCAGCUCCCCCGAGGAUCUCCUGGCCUCGCUCGACUCCCACAUGGAUCUGGAUCUAGAGUCCUUCGACACAACCAUCCCCACCUCACCUGACAGCCUGGAGCUGGGCCUGUCACUGGCCGGUAUCCCCUCCCUCCCUCUGGAUCUCCCUCCUCCUGGGACAGCUGAGGCCAAGAAGACAGAGAUGGUUCCUGAUCAGGAGGUUGAUAUGAAGUCUGAGCCUCCCUCCCCAGCUCCCGCUCUGUCUCCCCCCUCUCCUCAAGCCUACACAUUGGAGCUAGGAAGUGAAGUGGAUGUGCUGGAUGCAGAGAAAACGGCUGCAUCUCUCACCAACACCACCACCACCAUCAUCCCAGAACCCAGUGGAAACAUUCAGACAACUACCCCCAUCGUGCUGUCCAUUCCCACAUCUCACAUUGUAGUGGUGCUCGCCAACAAAGACGAGCCUUCCCUCGUAUCUCUUGCGGACCCGUCCAUUAAAACCUCUCCUCGAUCAAGCGACUGCGAAGACGACUCUGGAAUCGAGUCAGUUGCUGGCUCACCAGCUCGCCUCCCAUCUCCUCCUCCCACCCCCUCCCAUACAGCUGGUUCCUCCAGGACCAAACCCUACUCCAAGCCGGAGCCCUCUACCGCUUCCUCCCCCUCGGCCAAGGUCCCCAGGGUCAAAUCGGUGUCUGGUGCUCCUAAAGUGGUGGAGAAGAAACUGAAGAAGAUGGAGCAGAACAAGACGGCAGCCACUCGCUACCGACAGAAGAAGAGGGUCGAGCAGGAGCUGCUGAACUCAGAGUGCGAAGAGCUGGAGAAGAAGAACAAUGAGUUGGCAGAGAAGGCAGAGUCCAUCAGCCGAGAGAUCCAGUAUCUCAAGGACCUGAUGGAGGAAGUUCGUAAGCACCGCCGCGGCAAGACCAGCUCGGUGGCUUAAACACCAGGAUGCUUAUGUGGUACAGUCUCGCUGUUGCAGAGUAGUGAUGGGGUUGUGUUUCUUGCUCCAGUGCUCACAUGCUAUCGCAAAGAAAUGUGUUCUAGUGUUAGAAUUGUAUGUUUUAAGAGAUUAUUAGGCAAAUGGCAUGUGAGGGUGGAUGUAUGAAACGCAGCAUUGAACAGAGAGAAGGGAAUAGCUGAAGGAAAAGUGAAGAGCCUCUGAAAGUUGAGAUUAUUAGUUUAGAGCAGGGGGCUGGGAGGUAGUCAGGUGAAGCAUCUGUACAUGCUUGUCUCUCAGUCCCCUGUUAGAUCCCCAUGUGUACUCCCUGCCUCACUAGCAGUACUUGUACAGGCAGGGUGUAUAUUUGUCUUUGUAGAUUAGGCAUGCAAAACACAAGUCACCAUAGCUCCCGGUAGUGUUGUAGACUUUCAAACCCAUUGACGAGAGAUUUCCCUCACACUCCCAGCAUCAGACAAUAGCUCGAUCCCAGCCCAGCUUCAAGAAAAUAACUCCUGUAUCAGUAAAGUGAGAAACCACUUCAACCUUGUUACCCACCCACUCCUUUUUAAUCCAGUCUCACCCCAUUUUGAUCUUCCUCUUAACAGCUUCAAGUCCAGAAAGGGGCCUCAUGAAUUCUUGAUGUAACACUGUUUUCUUUUUUUUUUUUUAAUGUGUAUAUAGUUUUCUUCUCCUUUGCUUGCCGAUCGUGGCUUUUGUUAUUUAAUGCUGGAUAAAACUUGAUAAUGUCUCAAGUAGCUCAGUCUCUUAGCGCAGGUGUUUGGCUUGUAAAAAUGCAUUGCUCUUUUUUCUAAUAAAUAUCUAUCAGUACCCAA